CACAUGAUCUGCAUUUGCUGACAAACCCGGAAGUGGCAGACGGUUCCAUGGCUGCAGAAGCUAAAGAAAGUGAGGAGCUUUCAGCAAAGCCGGAAGAUUCAGAGGACUCCGAUUCCAGUGAAGAAAGCAGUGGGGCCUCAGAAAUGGAUUUCCUGCGCAGUCUUUUCUCACGGACACUGGGCAUUGGAACCCCAGAAAAAGUCCUUGAUGAGCUGAGCCUGGAAGGUGUGAGCAAGUUCAUACAGAGUGACAAAUGUAAGAAUGUGGUAUUUAUGGUGGGAGCUGGCAUCUCAACAUCUGCAGGAAUUCCUGACUUCCGCUCGCCUGGCAGCGGUCUAUACUCUAACUUGGCGAAGUACAACCUGCCAUACCCUGAGGCCAUUUUUGAAAUUGGAUUCUUUAAGCAAAAUCCGGAACCGUUUUUUGCCUUGGCUCGAGAAUUGUAUCCUGGGCAAUUCAAGCCUACAAUUUGUCAUUAUUUUAUAAAGCUAAUGAAAGAAAAGGGGCACUUACUACGUUGCUAUACUCAGAAUAUUGACACAUUGGAGAGGGUGGCUGGACUGUCUACUGAUGACCUGGUGGAAGCUCAUGGCACUUUUAAUACCUCACAUUGUAUUGGAACGUUUUGCGGGGCAGAGUAUCCUCUCACGUGGAUGAAAGAAAAGAUAUUUUCUGAAUUGAUCCCAAAGUGUGACAAAUGUGACAAUGUGGUCAAACCAGAUAUUGUGUUUUUUGGCGAAAGUCUUCCAUCCCGAUUCUUCUCUGCAAUUAAGUCUGAUUUCUCUAAGAUUGACCUCCUUAUUGUAAUGGGAACGUCUUUGCAGGUUCAGCCAUUUGCAUCACUAAUUAGCAAGGUUCCUAGUAAAACACCCCGACUCCUGAUAAACAAAGAAAAAACAGGAGAGGGAGACCCAAUUUUUAAUCUUCUGGGUUUUGGAGGAGGAAUGGACUUUGAUUCAGAAAAAGCAUAUAGGGAUGUUGCGUGGCUUGGAAAUUGUGAUGAUGGCUGCCUUGCUUUAGCUGAUCUCUUGGGGUGGAAGGCCGAGUUGGAAGAAAUGGUUAAGAAAGACCAUGCAGCAAUAGAUUCAAAGACAAAGAAGUCAGAGAGCAAAACAGAACCCACAGGAAACCAGGAGCAAUGUGCAAAAAAGCAAGAUGAAAAGACAGUCGAGUGAUCAGUUUGCUUAAAUUCAUGAAUCGUAGAAAUCCUCUUUCUUAUAUCCUCAUUAGUGCAGUUUGUAACAUUGCAGGUGAAAGGAAUAAAGUGUGAAAAUGCUAAUUGUAUAUAAUCCGAAUUAUUUUAGGCUUUGAGCUCUUUCUUAUCUGCAGUUAAAACCGAGCAUUUUCUGUUUCUAUAACCACUACUUCUUGCUUGUGUGUAAAAUUGUACUUUGUCCCAUACAUCCUGGAGAGGCCAAAAAAAGGUGUUUAAUGUCCUUUUAAGUUCAUUUAUGUAGCUGUAAUUUAUUGACUAACUUAUGAAUGUAUAUUAACUUCUGGGUUUGUUUUAGAAAUUGCCUUUUAUUUUAUUUGGUAUCAUACUUCAAUCCUAUAUAUUCUUAAAAACUCGGAGUACACAGGUCAUAUCAACUUGCCUUACAGGAAAUGGUCAGUUUAUCCGUUUUCUAUGGUACUCUGUUCUCUGAUCUCAUUUAGCUACAACAAAUGAAUAGUAACAUUUUAUGAUUCAAGCAACCUUACCGUAAACUUCAUGUAUGUAAAAAUCUUUUUAUUAAAGUGUAAUUUAAAGUGAAGAUAAA
Bombina bombina (fire-bellied toad) is the source of this 1760-nucleotide messenger RNA. It is a transcript of the gene SIRT2, whose product is annotated as sirtuin 2. NCBI's taxonomy places the organism in Eukaryota, Metazoa, Chordata, Amphibia, Anura, Bombinatoridae. The record is from RefSeq and is a predicted model, not a curated record. The transcript is spliced from 16 exons. Gene Ontology annotation, molecular function: histone deacetylase activity, NAD-dependent; NAD+ binding. The coding region runs from base 48 to 1175 and encodes 375 amino acids.